AUGCUAAACCGACCGUCAGCGACAAGUUUCGACACGCUCCGCAAAAUCCAGUUUGCAGUUACUGGUGCACGCUUUCGGUUGCGCGAGAUGACGAAGGUUGCUGCGGCCGCUCAGUUGCCUGCGUCUAAUGCUCUUCAUUUUGGCGGCGGGGCUGGCGGAGGUGGGGUCUCGAAGAUCUCAACCACCGCGUUGAAGAGGAAAACUCCGUCUGAGUUGCGGGGAGAACUAUUGAAGCUUAAGAAUCCGGUGGAGUCUGCUCAUGAAUCUCCGUCUCUUCCUAAUUUCAUGAGAAAUGUAGAUGGAGCAGCUUCUGGACCCAGUAAAUCAGAUUCAUCGAAAGCACCACGAUUUACACGAAUGGAUGAACAUUUCCCAGCAACUAAAAUCAGUAGGCUGCUUUCCAGAAAGGGCACAUCUAAGGAUUAUCUUCCAAGCAAGUGUUUCACCCUGAAAGAUUCCAGUUUUCCCAUGGAAUUAAAUAGCAAACAAGGGCAGAACAUGUGUACGGCAUCAGGAGGUGUAACCGACUCUUCCAAUCAUAUCAACUCGACCGAAAAAUGCGUUCACCAUACCUUUAAGAGUGUUAAAGAGCUAUCACAGGGUGGUGAAAACUUAAAUGGCUCCUCAUCUGUAGAUAUGGGUAAAGCUUUGAAAGGACUUUUUUCAUGUGAAUCUCGUGUUCCUUCAGUUCCACUUCCUGAGUCUAUAGAUGCAGCAGGAAAUAUUGUGUCUCGUAGCUUUUGUUCAGAAAUCCAUGUACCUGGUCACAAGAUUCCACUUGAUUUAACCCUCAAAACUUCCAUGAGGUUGCAGUCUUCAUCCUCUGUCAGUUGGCUUCAUAGGUUAAUAAAUUGUGCCACCUCAAACAGUACGGACUUUUUGUCACAUGCUGGUUACCACAUUCAAGGUGUCACCUGCUCAUCAAAACCUACCUCCACAAGCCAAUCACAUUCUUGGAUGUAUCCUCAAUCUAUUCUACCUCUAGCAGCAAUAUCAGCAUUGGCAUCUGCACCAGACUUCCUAAGUAAAAGGCAGCAAGCAUGGGAGGAUUCAUUUCGAAGUCUUUAUUACAUGCUGAGGAAGAGAAUUUGUAAAAUUUUUUAUGUGUGCAGUCCUCAGUUUGUAGUUAUGUUCACUGCAUAUGAUGGUGCAAGCAAAACCAAGUGUUCUUUCCAUGCUUAUGUAUCCCAGUCAACGAGAAAUUUAAGGUCACUUCUAAAAGCACACGACGUUUCUUUCUCAAUGCCUCUUUGUUCCUCUAAAGUUGAAGAAGUUACUGCAGAAGACAUUGUUGAACUUUCCCAUAUCGAAAAACACAAUCUUGGCCAGACUCGAGCUAUGGAGUCUUUGAUUGGCGUUGAUAACACUUCACAAUCCUUAUUGAUGUUUACUGGGAACAAGAAUGUACACGCGUUGUAUGAUUUUCUAUUGAAUUACAGAUAUUUCUUAGCUUGUUUGACUGGUGGUGAUGUUCCCGUGCUAUAUUCACCAGUUCCUUUUGAGAAUGCUUCUCUUUCGACUCCCGAGGUUCGAUGCAAACAGGUAAGGCGGGUUGAUUACUUGUCGUCCCAGCUCAAGGACUCUAACAAGGACAGUGAACCUAAAAGUUCGAGUGCUGGGAUCUGCUAUAGUGUUGAAAUUAAGGACACAUAUCUUCCCCCAUGGGUAAUAUCUGGCAUUUGCAAUGCUAUGAAAUGUAAUGGAGGUGACUUUCAAGCCAGUUUUUCAACCGAGCCUACUUCAACUGGCUUGAAUGUUGGUCUAGACGUAAUAACCAAGGAUCAAUCUUCUCACCUAGCUACAGCAAACGAACAAUUGCAAGAAAAUGCUAGUUCUUUUAGCAUUCCAAAUACAACUCUCUCCCUCCAAAGACACUCGGCCUUCUUGAAAGGACUGAAGUAUGGCGAUGGUUCUUACACAGCCUUUCUAUCGCCGAUUGAAUGA
Striga hermonthica is the source of this 1944-nucleotide messenger RNA. NCBI's taxonomy places the organism in Eukaryota, Viridiplantae, Streptophyta, Magnoliopsida, Lamiales, Orobanchaceae. The record is from the annotation of a GenBank genome assembly.